Molecule: messenger RNA, 2900 nt
Organism: Caenorhabditis auriculariae
Lineage: Eukaryota; Metazoa; Nematoda; Chromadorea; Rhabditida; Rhabditidae
Source: the annotation of a GenBank genome assembly
AUGAAGCAGGGCAGGUACAACCAAGCAAAGCCCUGCCUUUGUCGAAAUUAAGGUUAUUCGUAAAAGUUAGAAGAAGUCCAGAAAAGUUUAGAAAUUAGAAAUGCUGAAGAGUUGUUGACAUGUGUUGAAAUGCGCGGUGCGGCAAAGGGUUGUUAAAAUUUGUGAAAUGCCCCCUGGGAGCCGAACGCGUGUCUUUUGAUGAAAACCCGCCGAGCCGAUUGCUUCAUCUCAACGAAUUCGGUCCAGCAAUUUUUAGAUUACACAAACCGUAGCCAUAAUCGGCAUAAAACAGUACGAGAGUGAGUAUUCAAUGGCUCAUUAACGAGAUCAAUAAAAGUAAACGUAAUUACCAAACGCCAUCCCCAUUUUUUUCCCUCCAUAGCUCGUACACACAGGAAGGGGCCAAUAAGCUCGAAAUCGCGUCAAAUGGCCAUUCAAAGUGUCAGUGACCAUGACGAAGUACUUCCUUUCGUUAAUGAUCCUUCAGGUCCUCUAUUACAUCACAGAAUUUUCUGACUAAUUCCAAAAAAUAAAUCAAUCGCUAAGUGAAAUGGCAUUCCUUGUUUAAAUAUUAAUUCUAUUAGCCUUCGAAGAUAGCUUCAACGCUUUCUGUUAAAAAUUCCAGGACCAAGCCGAACUUUAUGAAUUUCAGGUUACGACAUCCAAAAGUACGCACUGCGUCCAAGGCAACUUUUCACGCGCAUUUGUUUUUUUCAAAAAAAUAAUUCUCUCUUUUCUUUUAUUUCAAUUAUAGCAGACUCAAUAGUUUGCCAGUUUAGUUUUAGACUCAAGAUGGACUGCUUAUAAUUUUUCAAAAAAACAUAAGCUUUUUUUCUACCUUGCUUCAUAAGCGGUAUCUCAUUUUAAAUUUAAAAAGGAAAAAAAGUAUUAAAAUAUCACUUCUAUAUUUUUUUAUAAUCUAUAGACUUCAAAGUGAAUGAGAAAUAAUAAAUAUUAUUUUUUUAUAAAUUUUGAGAACCCGUAUAUGUCGGUCAUUCUAAGGAAAAAUUAUUUAUUUACGAAUUAUUUUUGUGUGCUAUUUUUCUUAAAAAAGAAGGAAUUUUUCUAUUUUUUUGUUGUACGUGCAUGAUUUCAUCAAGUCUAUUUUUUUCAGUUGAAGAAUUCUGAAGUGCUAUUAUCGAAAAUGGCGGACAACUUUUUCCACGCAACUCACGUAAUUUUUUUUUUCAUAUUGAUAUCGCUUUUUCGAUGAUAAGACUAACGUGUAGAAAAAAAAAACGAGAAAAAAAUUCAGACAUUAGCGCUGUACUUAUCAAGUUAACUAUAAGUAUUUCUACUUGAAGUAGAACGAAUUUUUCAAAGUAGACCGAAGAGAGAGAGAGUCAAGGAUUCUUAAGUUUACGUGUUUUAUAUAUUUUUUAUCGCUACAGAGACGCAGAAGCGCACGAAGGAAACUCGGAGGAGGUUAAAGAAGUGGAAGAUUCUGGGCAGGAAGAAGUUUCGAAAGCCGUUGAACAGUCCAAUGGUGAAGGCAGUUCUGCCGUGCCUUUCAAUGAGGCUCCAAAUGUCGAUGAAGAUUUCAUUGCACAAUACCAAGCCAACUACGGUGUUCAAUACGACGACGUUUACAGUUUGUCGUAAAUUUUUCGUUGUAAAAAAAUUAGAUUAACAGAAAAAAUGGACGAAGAACUGCAAGAAAGAAUCAGGAAGUGUGCUGAGAAGGAAGAGACGAAGAAAAAGAAAAAAGUUGAGAAGCGAAAGAUUGGAGGCGCGCCUACUGAGCCUGAAGGUAUUUAUUUCAGAGGUCAUUCCAACUAAGAAGCUGAUUUAAGGUUGGAUCGACCUCAGCGACAAAGUACAUGCAGUUUACGUUUCCAAUUUACCAACGGAUAUCACCGAUGAAAACUUUAAGGUGCUUAUUUAAUGUGUAAAAGUAGAAGAGAAGACAUUCAGAACUUCAUGGCAAAAGCAGGGGUGAUUCAACUGGAUCCACGGACCAACAAGCCCAAGGUGAAGUUAUACCGCGAUGCUGCCGGGGAACUCAAAGGAGACGGUCGAUGCAGCUACGUCAGAAAAGUUCUUGUUUAACCUUUAUUAGACCGAAUUUUAUUCAAUUUAAGGAGUCUAUAGAUCUUGCACUGUCGUUACUAGAUGGCGCCGAUCUCAAUGGAAAAAAGGUUCUUUCUAAUUCCGCAAAUAAAUUAAUUUCGAUUCUUAAGGUGAAAGUAGAGGAAGCGCACUUCGAGCAGAAAGGCAACUUUGACCCAACCAAGAAAAAGAAGAAGCUCACUUCUGCGCAGAAGAAACGCUUCAUGGAGAAACAAAACAAGUUUCAAAGCCUAUUUCUCAACUUUUUUCAACAUAGUCUUGCAGAGCAUUUGAAUGGCGAGAAAGUUCAACGAGGAUCCAACGUCCCGUUUCUGACUGCGUCGUGAUAAUCAAAAAUCGUUUCACCCUCCAAAUGUUGAUGGUAAAUUUACCUCAGGACGUCGAAAAGCGUCCAUAUUGUGCUCAGGAAAACCCCAUCCUCAUUUUUACGCUGAAAGAGGACGUCGCAAAAAGCUGCGCAAUGUACGGUCUCGUGAAGAAAGUCGUCGUUUUUGAUGUGAGCUCAUUUUUUUUUCAUCGAAAGCUCAUUUAUUGUCAGAAUAAUCCCGACGGAGUCGUAUCAGUGCACUUUUCGAACACAGACGAGUCAGACAUGGCGGUUCAUCAUUUAAACGGGUCAAUGUUCAAUGGAAGAAUGUUAGUUCUUGAAGACUUUGACAUCGAAUUUUUUGUUGUUCAGUUUGACGGCCGAGUUGUGGGACGGAAAGACGAAGUAUGCAGUCCAAGAAACGAAGGAAGAACACGAAAAACGUAUGAACAACUGGCAGAAGUUCCUCUGCGGAGAGAAGGCGCCGGAUCAGGACACCGAAGUGAGAGAAACAGAAGACUGA